CUGCUCCUUGUUUGUGUUUUGUUUUUCCUGUCAGAGUACCANCUGGCUAAGCCGUCCGACUCCCACAGGAAGGAGAUGCUGUUCGGCAGUCUGGCCAAACCUGGACACCCUAUGGGCAAGUUCUGCUGGGGUAACGCUGAGACACUGAAGCAUGAGCCGAAGAAGAAAAAGAUCAACGUGUACAAGCGUCUGUUUGCCUUCUGGAAGGAGCACUACUCUGCCCACUACAUGACUCUGGCUGUUCAGUCAAAAGGUCGGAAAAAUCAAUCCCGUUUUUCAUUCAUAAAGGCGCAUUUAGUUAAGAGAAAUUAACUCGAUCCUCUAACU
Poecilia latipinna (sailfin molly) is the source of this 327-nucleotide messenger RNA. RefSeq names its product nardilysin-like. Lineage: Eukaryota; Metazoa; Chordata; Actinopteri; Cyprinodontiformes; Poeciliidae. The record is from RefSeq and is a predicted model, not a curated record. Gene Ontology annotation, molecular function: metal ion binding. The coding region runs from base 76 to 312 and encodes 78 amino acids. The transcript is spliced from 2 exons.